Penicillium paradoxum is the source of this 798-nucleotide messenger RNA. RefSeq lists its product as uncharacterized. The record is from RefSeq and is a predicted model, not a curated record. The coding region runs from base 1 to 798 and encodes 265 amino acids. The transcript has a single exon. Lineage: Eukaryota; Fungi; Ascomycota; Eurotiomycetes; Eurotiales; Aspergillaceae.
AUGUUCCGGCCCAUUCCUAUCCUCGAGGCCGACAACGAGGAAUGGCAAGACAACCAGAUUCAUAAUCAUUAUAAAGUGCCCAUGCAAGCUGUGCGAGCCAAGCCUCGAGUUCUGAUGCACUGCGAUGUGUGCCGCGAUACCACCUCGGGUCUAAAGACAUCAGUCAGUAUCGAUAAGUGGAUUAACGCCGAUUAUUUCAUUUGGGAGAUGGCAGCAGGUCUAGCUGACAGCGGCACUAAUCCAAAGUGGACUCAGUUCUUCGAUGAGAACUACAAGGAAACGUGGACGCAAGUCCAGCACGAGUUCGAGGGCAUCGCCGACCUCCCCGAGAGAUUCCUCCACAAGGUCCAGCCCCCGCCCUUCCAGGUUGCGGAAUUGAGAAUCCAAUCUGACCGAGCCUCCCGGUAUUGGCGGCUUCGUGCAAACACAGAUCAAGAUAUGGUCAACAGUGCCUUCUGGGAUCUUUGGAGUUCCAUCCUUAAGUGUGAUGUCCCCACAGUUGGUCCCUUUGCCGUUGUUCUCAAAGCACCCUUGCGUACCCCUGCUGGCGAGGAUCCUAUCGAUCCUUGGAACAUGUCUCCAUCAAGCGAUCGCCAGGAGUGUGGUUGUCAUUCGGAUAUUUCGAAUUUUAUGGAGCCUCACACAUUCGAUGAUACCGCUCCGUUGGAUUCCUUGCGCCUCCCGGCCGAAGCAUAUGGAGGUUUUUGUUCCUCAACUAACCUUGGCCCAUCAGAGUCUCUCGCAGCCCCUAAGGGACUAGUACAAUGUCUGCAAGAUUGUCUAUUUCGAAGAGGGUGA